Molecule: messenger RNA, 804 nt
Organism: Fusarium coffeatum
Lineage: Eukaryota; Fungi; Ascomycota; Sordariomycetes; Hypocreales; Nectriaceae
Exons: 3
Coding region: 1-804 (267 amino acids)
Source: RefSeq, a predicted model, not a curated record
AUGACAGACUCAAUCGCUGCAGCUAAAUUGGCCCUUUACAUCAUCCUAGCUCAACCAGCCAUAUACUGUCUUUUCAAGCAUGGAAAGACUGGUUUCAUCGGAUGGCUCUAUAUCCAGAUCUUCUGUGUUCUUCGCAUCACCACUGGCGGAAUUGGUCUUCACGGCGCGAGUAGCUCAACUGGCCCUGUUAUUCUUAACAGUAUAGGCCUCUCACCUUUACUUCUAGCCACAUCUGGAAUUCUACAUGAGGCUCGAAGAGCCACAAACCCUCGACUUAACAGACGUCUCGACAUCGUUCUCGAAGUCAAGUACCACGGUUUAGUCGGAGUAGCCAUGGCUCUCAUCAUCGUCUCAAUUAUCAACUUGCAAGAUGGCAAAGACGUCGACAAGUACAAGACUCUUCUUAAAGUUGCGUCUGCACUCAUUGCUCUGGCUUGGUUCCUAAUUGCUAUUUGGUCCUUGUGGUCCCUUGGCAAAGCCAGAGUAUCUCCUACAAAUGGCUCCACUCCCUCUUUUCGGGGUGGUAAGCUGCUCUUGUACGCAGUCUUCAUCACUCUUCCCCUCCUUUGUCUCCGUCUCGCCUACGCCAUUGCCUUCCUGCAGCUUCAGAUCUCCGACCCUACAUCAGGUUUCUUGUCUUCGAAGGCAAUUGAAGUGUGCCUUGGUAUGAUCCCAGAGCUGUUGGUUACUAUCAUUUUCAUCGCCGUUGGCAUCAAGACUCGAGACAUCAAGCACGAUAUCAAGAAGCUGGACUCAUCGAAACUCUCUCAUGAAAGUCACGAGUUUCAACAUCAAACUGCUUAG